Cinara cedri is the source of this 1431-nucleotide messenger RNA. The record is from the annotation of a GenBank genome assembly. Lineage: Eukaryota; Metazoa; Arthropoda; Insecta; Hemiptera; Aphididae.
AUGAAUUCAAAACGGAAAUUCGUAGUUUAUAAAACUAAUGAAAUAAAACGAUCCGAAAGGCUUUCUCGAAAACAUAGUUUUCAAAAUGAAUCAAUUAUUAUCGAAGACGAUUUGGACGAUCCUAAUAAAUCGAAUACUGGGAACAAAAAAAGAUUUAAAAAGUCUCAUUCUAAUGAAACCAAAUCGAAAAAACAUACGACUCCCAGUUAUAGUGCUAAAAAAUUAAAUGAUCGCAUUUCAGUUCCUGAAAUAACUGUAAAGAACAGUACGAAUAACAGUGAUUUUGAUAACGCAUUAAAUACUAAAUUGCCUUUAAGCGCUAUUGUAGAAACCGAAGCUUUAAAUGUGUUUACAAAGAAUCGGUCAAAAACUCUUAAAAAUAAAUUAUCUCAGAAAUCGAUUAGUUCCAUUACAAAAUCGUCUGUGACACAGUUGAAUGUAAAAAAAGACGAUGAUGCGGUACCUAAUGAACUUAAUGAAGAAAACGACGAUAGCUUUGUGUUUACUCGGAAGCGUGGCCGUCCCUCACUGAAAAAAAUAAAAUUACAAAAACUUGACGAUAUAGUCAAUACUUGUCAUAGCAAAGUGAACCAUAAAAAAACUGAGAAUCUGUCGGUGAUUGUUAAAAAACUGCACAAUGUAAAUAAAUCAACGUUUACGAAAAUUCUUGAUGAUAAUACAGCGAAAGUUAUUAGCGUUAAUGCCAAUAGCAAACCGCAACAAAUUUCUAACAAUUUGACUGGAAAUAAGUCAUCUGGUAAUGGCGAAAUUGAAUCUGAAAAGUCGUGUAAUGUGGAAGGUAAUAUAAACAAACCUGAAGUUUUUGUAAAAUUAGACGAACGUAUUGUGUCCACAGAAACCGCCCCUGUAAGCGCUGAGUUACUGUCUGAUGCAAAUGACGAACAGCUAACCAACGAUUUAGGAACACUCGAACGUGAUAUUGAUCUUCUUUCAAAACGUUUCGCGAUUCCAUCCAAAGACAUUAAACAUAUGGUUAUAGAAGAGUCUAUUUCUGUACUCCGUGAAAAAUAUUCUGAAUCAAUCACUCCGUCUAUGAUAACAAUAUCACCAAUUUUGACGUAUGAUUUUGAAGAUAAUUUGGUACACGAUGAUAAGUCUUAUAAAAUAGAACCUAUUAGAGAGAGUACAGCCCACCUAAAAACCAACUUGAAAGAUUUAAUGGACGAGCUUACAAAAACGAUGACUUCGUGGAGCUUGAGCAUUGUCAAUGACCCACCGAGAUACGUAAUCGCUCAAAUGUCAAUUGAUAUGUAUGGUAUGCCUAAUGCAAGUAAGUCUAUUGUGUUGGAUAGAUACUUUAGAGCCUCGGUUUACAUUAAUCAGUCAUUACAAUAUAAAUACUGCAAACGUUAUGAAACAGCGGCUGAGAUUGUAAAACUUAUAAAAGUGUUAAACAGUGAAAAGUUAUAG